CCCACCAACUCAGAAGCUUCAACCAGUGAAAGUCUUGUUUUGAACUAAUGCCAGGCCAUCAGGCCCCCUCUGGGCUUUUCCAGAAAGGCCCAAAGCCAGUCUUGCAGAGGAGUUGGAGUAGACGUUGGAUGACAGCCCUGGGCCAUGCAGGGCGCUGAGGAACUGGAGGCUGGGAGCUUCAGCCACAACCUAUCAGGAGAACCCCCUGGAGCCUGGUCUCCCCUGUUGACCAUUGGUUAAAGGGGGUCACUGCUGAAGUAAGGAAAUGCAGCCACCAAUUCUUGGACAACUGUAAAACCUCACAAGCUUCAAGCCCCCAGAAGAAUCUCCAAAUCUCAAAACUUCUCUGUCACUGUAGCCUAGAAUUUAAAACCCAAGACUGUUGGGCUCAAGGAAACCUGGGGGUUGUUAAGCCCGGCACCAAAGAAGGCAGAGCCCCCGACUUGCCAACUCUGUCAUCUUGGGCAAGUUGCUCAAGAACUCAGCCCCUCUGUUUUCCCCAUCUGUAAGAAGGCCAUGAUAACAAGACGGAUCACAACGGGCUGCGGUGAGGACUGAAUGUGAUCAUUUGUGAGAAUCAGUCAGUACUAUGACUGGCAUCUGGAAAACUGGAGAUCAGUGUCAGCUAUGGGGAUGAUGGCGGAAAUCUGGAAUCUUAAAACCUUAGAAGCUGGGAUUUGUCAAAGUAGAAAAUCGCAGAGGCUGAGGGCCUCAGAAGCAUCAGAGCAUGGUAUCCCUGACAACAAGGUGGUUGGGGUCCCAGGGAGUCUCUGGCCUUUCUGAGGAUGGAUGCACUAACACCAAGGGACUUGUCAGGACCUUCCCUGUGGGAUACUCUCCAGCCUGCCCUUGGACAAGGAACCAAUGCCUAACCCCAGGCCAUCCAAGCCCUCGGCCCCUUCCUUGGCACUUGGCCCAUCCCCAGGAGCCUCACCCAGCUGGAGGGCUGCCCCCAAAGCUUCAGACCUGCUGGGAGCCAAGGCCCCGGGGGCUACCUUCCAGAGCCGGGACCUCCGAGGCGGGGCCCAUGCCUCCUCCUCUUUGAACCCCAUGCCACCAUCGCAGCUGCAGCUGCCUACAGUGCCCCUAGUCAUGGUGGCACCUUCUGGGGCACGGCUGGGUCCCUCGCCCCACUUGCAGGCGCUUCUCCAGGACAGGCCACACUUCAUGCACCAGCUCUCAACGGUGGAUACCCAUGCUCGGACCCCCGUGCUGCAGGUGCGCCCACUGGACAGCCCAGCUAUGAUCAGCCUCCCGCCACCCACUGCUGCCACCAGCGUCUUCUCCCUCAAGGCUCGGCCCGGCCUGCCACCUGGGAUCAAUGUGGCCAGCCUGGAGUGGGUGUCCAGGGAACCGGCACUGCUCUGCACCUUCCCAAGACCCACCACACCCCGGAAGGACAGGUCAGUGGACAAGACUGGGAAGGACCCCUGCCCUGGCGCCCUCUCCCCUGACACCCUCUGUCCCCCUAGCACCCUUUCGACCGUGCCCCAGGGCUCCUAUUCACUGCUGGCAAAUGGUGUCUGCAAGUGGCCCGGAUGUGAGAAGGUCUUCGAGGAGCCAGAGGAUUUCCUCAAGCACUGCCAGGCGGACCAUCUCCUGGAUGAGAAGGGCAGGGCACAGUGUCUCCUCCAGAGGGAGGUGGUGCAGUCUCUGGAACAGCAGCUCGUGCUGGAGAAGGAGAAGCUGAGUGCUAUGCAAGCCCACCUGGCUGGGAAGAUGGCUCUGACCAAAGCUCCAUCCAUGGCAUCAUCUGACAAGGGCUCCUGCUGCAUCGUGGCCACUGGCACCCCAGCUGCCACGGGCCCAGCCUGGCCCAACCCCCAGGAGGCCCCCGACGGCCUGUUUGCUGUGCGGAGGCACCUCUGGGGCAGCCAUGGAAAUAGCACAUUCCCAGAGUUCUUCCAUAACAUGGAUUACUUCAAGUUCCAUGACAUGCGGCCCCCCUUCACCUACGCCACCCUCAUCCGCUGGGCCAUCCUGGAGGCUCCUGAGAAGCAGCGGACCCUCAAUGAGAUCUACCACUGGUUUACACGCAUGUUUGCCUUCUUCAGAAACCACCCCGCCACCUGGAAGAAUGCCAUCCGCCACAACCUGAGCCUGCACAAGUGCUUUGUGCGGGUGGAGAGUGAGAAGGGGGCCGUGUGGACCGUGGAUGAAUUCGAGUUCCGCAAGAAGAGAAGCCAGAGGCCCAGCAGGUGUUCCAACCCCACACCUGGUCCCUAAUCUAAACACCAAGGAAAGGAGGAAGGAAGGACAGGGGCCGAAACAGGGGUGAUGGUGGUGGUGGUGAUGGAAGUGGCCUGCGGCAGGGGUGGCAGGCCCCAGAUGUGCUCACAGGGACCAAGAAGUGAGGGGUUUGCUGUCUUGCCUGCCAGGGCCCCUGAUCCUCAGCUGACUACCCUCCUAGAUCAUACGCUCUGCACCAAGGCUGCUCAGAGGGGCCUGGCUUCCUACAACAAGCUCUUUAGACAAACUGAGCCUUUGCAACCAACCACAAACAUGGCCUGCCUCAGUCACUCUCACAGAUGACCCCAGGGGCUCGAAAAGACACACAGGCAGUCACAAUCUUGUCCCUUGGACACAAUACAAGCGCCAAAACACAAUGGGCCUGCCACAGCACACCCAGUCAACCUCAAAUCUUCAGUCACGCAGACAAUCACACCUAAGCACAGUCCUGUCAACCCACAUACUCCAAAGCACACACCCACAACCAUUCUCCAGGCCCACAGGUACAGGGUCACACAGGGUGUGCCCACGCGGCCUUGGUACCUUUAAGAUCUCAGAUCCCAAAGAACCACACAGACGCAUACCAGUCAUGCACAUCCUCUGCAGCUCCCAACACAUUAUCUUGGCCACACAGCUCAUCAGAACACACCUGUGCACCUCACAUGUGCACGCACCCACACAGCACCCCAGUGGGUCUCCUGAGUCCCAUGUGGGCUUUCACAGCCACACACACUGAAUUGUCAAAUAUAUCCCAUGCCUCAUCUGCCACCCACCCCCACCUCCCCCACCCUGCACCUUAUGUCCCCAUCCAUGCCUCAGCUUAGACUGCAGACAGAGCCCCUCGUUUAUUUGGGAUCCAAGGCCCUAACCCCAAUAAACUACAGCCAAAUUCCUACACUCUGGACGAUCACCCCAGAUAAGGGUUGGGGUCAGGUGAGCAAGGGUCCUGGGGCCAAGUCCACAGCCAACAGAGGGAAUGGCUAGGGCAAGCACUUGGCCAUGGCCCCCAACAUCCUCGAUCUCUGCCUAAGGCCAGAAGGAGACCUGUGCUGGGGGCUCCUCAGGCCUCACGGACUCGCCCCAGGAGGCUAGCAUUCUCCUGGCGAAGGGCUCGGUAGUCCUCACGGAUCUUCUCCAGGUUGCUGAGGGUCUUCUUGCCCAUCUCCGUCUCGAUCUAAGGCAAUGCGAACCGCAUCCCUUCAGUGUGCAGAGCCCUCUUCCCAGCUCCUGUUCACCACCCUGCCUCCACUGAGGCCACUCAACGGCCCUCCUGUGCUCCCCCCACCCUCCUCCAACAAUAGCCUGCUGUGUCCCACC
Messenger RNA from Suricata suricatta (meerkat), 3546 nucleotides. It is a transcript of the gene FOXP3, whose product is annotated as forkhead box P3. The transcript is spliced from 13 exons. Gene Ontology annotation, molecular function: RNA polymerase II cis-regulatory region sequence-specific DNA binding; DNA-binding transcription repressor activity, RNA polymerase II-specific. Gene Ontology annotation, biological process: regulation of transcription by RNA polymerase II. The coding region runs from base 865 to 2226 and encodes 453 amino acids. Gene Ontology annotation, cellular component: nucleus. Lineage: Eukaryota; Metazoa; Chordata; Mammalia; Carnivora; Herpestidae. The record is from RefSeq and is a predicted model, not a curated record.